AUGGCGGCUGCCGCUUCUUCCUCCCCGGACGUGUGGUCCCGGGGCGCGGUCGCUUCGCUCAGCGAAGCUGCCCAUCCAACCGAAGACCGCCCAGGGCGCGUCAACGUCAGUGUCUUGGAGGAUUUGCGGACUCUGGCUCACUGGGAGUACUGGGUGCAGCUGUCGCUCUUCACUGCAGACCUCCACAUCGUCGGCGGAUGGAGUCUAGCGACCUACGCUGAGGAACAGAUUUUCGAAACCAAGGCCAGAGCGCUGAAGGGCCCGGUCGUGUAUUCGUUUCUGGAUCUGAACGAACUCGAGACGCCGCAGUCGUUGGAGGACAUCCUCGCGGAGAAGCGCGUCAAGUCUGACUGGCGCAAGCAGAUCUUCCCCACUGGACAGUGCCGCCCGCCUGUCGGGUUCGAAGGAAAUCCCUCGGGCACCUUUCGCCUCAUAGUUUGCAAGCUCGCGCUCGGCACGGUGAUCUCGAAGGAUCGCGAGCCUGGAGAGACAGGCGACGCGAACUUCAAGACGUGCGACAUCCCUGGCGACUUCACUGCGCUGUCGCGGAGAGACCUCGACGUCCGCGACAAAGGAGGCAAUUGCCGCGAAGGAAGCGGCGCGUAUCGGGUGCUGUAUCGCGUGAAGCGCGCAGAGCAAGUGCUCCCGGCGGUGGUGCUUGAGUUCGAGAUGAAGCCACUCCGCAUUCAGGUGCUGCAGCCGGUCUGCGAGCUCUGCGAAGUCCUUCCCGCGACCAUCUACUGCCCGGCUGACCGCGCGCAGCUCUGCGACGAGUGCGACGAGCGCGUCCACUCAGCCACGCGCAUGCUCUCCAGGCAUGUGCGCGUCCCCGCCACGCAUUCGCCUUUCCAGUUCGGCUUUUGUCCGUACCAUCCUUCAGAGAUGAUUGACUGCGUGUGCAUGACGUGCUUCGUCGCACUCUGUCCGCACUGCAUUCUCAUCGGCAGUCACUCCUCCGCGGAUUUUUCUGAGCACCCCCUGAUCUCCACAGUCGACGCCUACAAGAUGGUGAUGCAGGACGCGUCGCCGAGCGAAGAAGCUAUUCGAGAGAGGCGUCGGCGAAUCGACCGGGAGCUCGUUGAGAAACACCGGCAGCUCAGUCAGCUGCACUCGAACUUUGUCUCUGUGCAGAAGCGCAUCGACGAGGCCACAAGAAAUUUAAUUGGCCAGCUCUCAACGCUGAAAGAAAGGAAAACCAACUACCUCCUCGCCAUCAAGCGCGAGCUCCUCAGCGAAAUGCUUGUCAUCGAGUGGAUGGAGGCCUUUUUCGCGCAUUUGCGGCUCUCCCUCAAUCCCGCGGACUUCUUGAGCUACAAACACAAAUUCGAUCUCACGGCUGCAAAUAUCUUUGGAGGCACCGUGCGAGUUGACGUCGAUCUGGACGCCAUGCCGGGGUGGAUGUCCGAGAAAUUCGUUCUCAAAGGCUCCUUUUCUGUCACGACGGCUUCCUACACCGUCCCGUCGCUCACAACAUUCGAUAAACCCGCGGAUCCCCGCCUAAUGAAAGUUUUUCUCGCGCGUGCGAGUUACAAAUCCGGCAAGGGCCGGAUGAUACUGAGCGGCGCCGAGCGACAGGCCGACGAAGAAGAGUCUCCUGACAAGCUUCCGGAGGAGGGCGAGGAAGAAGAAGAGGAGGAACCGGACGUGGUGCAUGCGCAGUGGGUGAAUCUGCCGUCGGAGGUGGAGGGCUUGGAGCCUGAGGGUCGCGUGCGCGCGCACACAAAGAUGAUUUGCUUCCCCGAAGACUCAAGAAAGCACAUCGACCUCUCCAAGAAGGGCAACGAAGGACCGAGUGCGGCCGUCCUCGAGUACCAGCCGUCGUCCGAGGACGCGGCGCCAGACAGGCGCUUCCUUCCGCCGCAGAUUCGCGACGUGCUUUCGCGGGCGCGCGAAGAAGACGAGAGAGAGGCGGGCUUGCCCACGCUCAUGCAGAUCCUCAAUCCGCGGCGAAAAGUCCCGAAGGAAGUCAGCCGACGACUCUGGUACUUGUUGUCCGACAACCAUUUCUUGCCUCUCCUCACGCUGCUCAAGGCUGCCGACAGCGACAGACGGCCAGGACUGGUGGCUGCUGCAUGCAAUAUGGCGCAUCUCUUUUCUGCAAUCCCUGAUCUGGCGCGGCACCUGUUUCGGUAUGAGUUGGAGUGGGUUGGGCACCUGCCAGCGUCGCUUCUGUUGCACACCUCGUCGCUGCUUUUCCCGUUUUUGUCUUACUUGACGUCCUCGCGCGAGUUGCUUUUAUCCGGCGACGUAGCGUGGCUGCAUCAGUUGAUCGACCCGGUGCUGGCCGCCGCAGAGAGCUCCGUGGAGGCGGACCAUUUGUCAGUUGAGCAGAUCCUCGCUGAGCCGCCCGCGAGGCUCUUCCGCGCCGCGGGUCAGCUCUUUCUCGAGCGGCUGCAGCGACUGUCGCUGGCGGACUUCCCCUGCACCUUCCGCGGCCUGCUGUAUCUGCUCGCCGACGCGGUCGACGCUCACGUGGCGGAGUCGACGGGCGGCUCGGUGCUGCCGCAUCCGCGGGUCGCGGCGCCGGCUGUGGCGACCUGCUCAGAGGCCGUGCUGACGUGCUUUUUCGGCAACUUCAUCCUCCAGCACGCGAAGCAGAUCGUUCAGCCGCCUGACGGCUACCAGCCGCCUUACCUCGAGCAAGAGCGGCGCCGCUACGCGAGAGGCGAGGGAGGGGGCGGCGACAGCAUCCUCGCGUUUGAGCGCGAGCGGACUGAAGUGGCGGGGCUGCGGCGCAUGCGCGAGAGCGUGGAGAGGUCGCGUCUGCCACCGGUCUACAGCGCCGUCGACAAAAUGCUGCGGCAGAUGGCCAGUUUCUGCUGGGACGCGGUUCGAGUUGAGACACGGCGCGCAGGCGCCUCGGCCGAGAGCGACGACCUCGCGCGAAACCCCGAAGAGCGCUUCCUCGUCCAGGCGGGGAAGCAGAUCGUGGCGUGGUGCGGAAGUCAGCUGAGGCUGCCUCGCCUCCAGUCGCCGCUCCAGUUCAGCAAGGCGAGUCUCCAGAAUGCCGCAGACGCCGGCGUUGGCGAUAUUCUCAAGUUCGUACUCGAAAUCGACCGCGAAAUGCGCGAAGGCACUUUCCGCGUCGGCUCCCCCGGCCUGACCGAACGCGACGUCACCACGCCCGCGUACGAAGAAAUCCUCGAGUUCGCCAUCAAAGCCAGCACUUACGAGGAAAACGUCGCUGGGCGCCUCCGCCUCACGUAA
Molecule: messenger RNA, 3207 nt
Organism: Besnoitia besnoiti
Lineage: Eukaryota; Apicomplexa; Conoidasida; Eucoccidiorida; Sarcocystidae
Product: B-box zinc finger domain-containing protein
Exons: 16
Coding region: 1-3207 (1068 amino acids)
Molecular function (GO): zinc ion binding
Source: RefSeq, a predicted model, not a curated record